CUUAGUCUGCACUCGAACUUUAUAAAUAAAGUCCUUCCAGUUGCAUUCUCCCAAGACAGCUACUUCUUUCCAAUAUCACAACAAUACCAAUUUAGAGAGAGAAAGGGAUAGAUAUAGAGAGAGGAGAGGCAAAGAUGACAAGCAGCAUGAACGAUCAAGUUGAAGAUCAAAUGGUACUCAUCUCUCAGUACUAUCCUGGGAUAUACACCCAACUGGUACCAGAACAAGGAGAGGGGAAAAGGAAACGACGACGGAAGAAGAACAAAGGAGAGGCUAGCAGUAGUACUGGUUUGAGGAAGAGGAAGCUUUCUGCCGAACAAGUCAAUCUUCUUGAGCAGAACUUUGGGAAUGAACAUAAACUGGAGUCUGAGAGAAAGGACCGGCUUGCUUCCGAGCUCGGCCUCGAUCCGCGCCAAGUCGCCGUUUGGUUUCAGAACAGAAGGGCUCGAUGGAAGAGCAAGAAGUUAGAGGAGGAGUAUUCUAAAUUGAAGAACCAACAUGAGACCACCGUUGUUGAGAAAUGCCGGCUUGAAACAGAGGUACUAAAGCUCAAGGAACAGCUCACUGAGGCAGAGAAGGAGAUACAAAGGCUACUGGAGCGAUCGGAUGGGGUUUCAAGCAACAGUCCGAGUUCAUCAUUCUCAAUGGAUGCAUUGGAGCCCCCUUUUCUUGGAGAAUUCGGGAUGGAAGGAUUGGAAAAUGUCUUGUAUUUGCCACAGAACAAUUACAUUCAUGGCAUGGAAUGGGUUAAUCUGUAUAUGUAAUGUAUGUAAUUAAGGGCAUUCUAGCUAGUGUGUAGAUAGUGACCACCUAAUUAUGUACAUCUCUUUCCUUAGCUUUCUGUUCAAUGUUGCAGUGGUACUGACUAGAAGAUGGAUUUUCAUUCACAUAA
Messenger RNA from Cornus florida, 892 nucleotides. Its product is annotated as homeobox-leucine zipper protein ATHB-40. The transcript has 3 exons. Bases 135 to 764 code for a protein of 209 amino acids. Gene Ontology annotation, cellular component: nucleus. Lineage: Eukaryota; Viridiplantae; Streptophyta; Magnoliopsida; Cornales; Cornaceae. The record is from RefSeq and is a predicted model, not a curated record. Gene Ontology annotation, molecular function: sequence-specific DNA binding; DNA-binding transcription factor activity, RNA polymerase II-specific. Gene Ontology annotation, biological process: positive regulation of DNA-templated transcription.